This is a messenger RNA of Tremella mesenterica DSM 1558, 420 nucleotides long. RefSeq lists its product as uncharacterized. The transcript is spliced from 3 exons. Bases 1 to 420 code for a protein of 139 amino acids. Lineage: Eukaryota; Fungi; Basidiomycota; Tremellomycetes; Tremellales; Tremellaceae. The record is from RefSeq and is a predicted model, not a curated record.
AUGUCCAAACGUACUCUACUGGUUCCGGCCAAACUCCCAUGGUUGACGCUUCUCGACAAUAUUAAGGAUCAAUAUCAAUCCGGCCCCUCUCGUACUCAACCUUCCUUGUUGCCUCUGGAUCAGGCAACCUUCAAACAAUACGUAGACUUCAAAGGGGGGGCCGAGCCACCCGCCACUGGUGAGAACCCAUCUCCUGCCAAAUCUGUCGAGUCCGAACACGGUACCAUCGUUCCGAACCCAGACCCUCCCGGUAAACAACCCGCUGGCCCUCCUUCUGAGGCUUCCGACGAACUUGUGGAGGUCCCGACGUGCUCGGUGAAAUCUUUUACGCCCCUCGCAAGGUUCCCGUCGACAAGGAACUGGUCAAGUUGCUCGCGGAUCGAAAAGACUCCGAGAUCGCUACCCUUUGGUCCAGCAUGA